Molecule: messenger RNA, 844 nt
Organism: Protomyces lactucae-debilis
Lineage: Eukaryota; Fungi; Ascomycota; Taphrinomycetes; Taphrinales; Protomycetaceae
Exons: 2
Coding region: 95-805 (236 amino acids)
Biological process (GO): lipid biosynthetic process; protein N-linked glycosylation
Cellular component (GO): endoplasmic reticulum membrane; intracellular membrane-bounded organelle
Molecular function (GO): dolichyldiphosphatase activity
Source: RefSeq, a predicted model, not a curated record
UAUUGCUAAGUAUUGCUUGAGCUUCGUUGAUGAAGAAAGUCGCCAUCUAGUAGCAACUUGUACAAGCUCCUCUGCUCAUAUCUCCUGCAUAGACAUGGGCGCUCUUGCAUCGCCAGCAGACAAUCUUGCUUCGCUAGCACUGACACAUGUAUACUACGACCCAGACUCCUCGUUUGGCCUGCUCUCUGCCUUUCUAGCACUCAUCCCACAAGCUCUCCUGGUUGCCUAUGCGACGGCUCUUUACUGUCGCAGGGAAGCAGAGAUUGCUUGGCUAUUCGCCGGACAACUUGCGUGCGAAGCGCUGAAUUGGAUCUCAAAGCGUGCCAUCAAGCAAGACCGUCCUCAACAUGUGAUUGGAAUUGGGAAAGGAUAUGGUAUGCCGAGCAGUCAUGCGCAGUUCAUGGGUUUCUUUUGCGUUUAUGCAUCGUGCAUCCUGCUUCUUCGGCACCGACAGAGACUUGCCACGACUGAUAUCCAGCGAUGGCGAGAUUGGAUACACGGAAUACGUGCAGGGACUGUUGUGUCUGUUAGCUUUGCAGUGUGUCUCAGUCGUAUCUAUCUCGCCUACCAUACCGUUGCACAAGUCUUGGUCGGUGUGGGUAUCGGCAUGGUCUUUGGCGGUAUCUGGUUCAUGGUGUAUGAGCAACUCAAGCAAGCUGGCGUUGUUCGAUGGCUUUGUGAGACACAAGUUGCUGCUGUCUUUCUUGUGCGCGAUACGGAGUAUGAGACGGAGGUUGAGCAGGAGUGGCAGCGUUGGCGACAAGCAAUACAGGCCGAGGUCCAUGGCAGGAAGAAGAAGAGGUAGCAAUCAGAGUCACAUCGUGCACAAGGGUUUAGUAUAUGC